Molecule: messenger RNA, 1038 nt
Organism: Morchella importuna
Lineage: Eukaryota; Fungi; Ascomycota; Pezizomycetes; Pezizales; Morchellaceae
Exons: 2
Coding region: 1-1038 (345 amino acids)
Biological process (GO): rRNA processing
Cellular component (GO): nucleus
Source: RefSeq, a predicted model, not a curated record
AUGGGUUCCAGCAACAGGAAAAAGAAGGAGAAGCUCAAGGACUUCCAAAAGCCAAAACUAAAGGUCGGAAAAACCAAGCCCAAGGCUGCAAACUUCACAAACACAUCCUUCAAGUCAAAAGCAAUUGUCGUCGCAACCCAAUCGCUCCACACCUCCGCCCCCAGCGUUUCCUAUCUCUUUACCCAUCACCUCAUCCUCCUAAAGCACCACUCCUCCACCACUCGCCGCGAAUCCCUCUCCUACCUCACCACACACCUCCCCAACGCCCUCGCCUACGCCUCCUCCACAACCUCCACCUCCAGCAAUGGCGUGCCGCCCAUGUCCACCAUCAUCAGCGCCCUCACACCCCUCAUGCUCGACACAUCGCAGCUCGUACGGACGCACCUCCUCGCCCUGUUCAAGCUCCUCCCAACGUCCCAGGUCGCAAUGUACAUCCCCAAGAUCCUGCUCUUCGUAAAUUCAGCCACAACACACAUCACCGAGGAGAUUCGAGCAGACUCGACAAAGUUCCUGCAGUGGGCUAUUGGCGUCGACCCAGAGGGCGCGUUCGGUGGCGGCGGAUGGGGCGCGAGCUUGAGGGGUAUUGCAGGGUGUCUGGGCUGGAAUGGGGCAGGCGUGAAGGCAGUCGUGCCGAAGGGGAAGGAGACGAAGGUGGUGAUGGCGCACUUGGAAGUGCUGAAAUAUGUUCUGGAGAAGGGACUGGAGAGUGCGGAUGAGGAGGAGGAGACGGAGGGGGUGAGGGGUAUUUGGGGGGAUGCUGAGGUGUAUCGGCUCCCGGAUAGGUCGAAUGUGUAUGCGUAUUUGAACCUGUUUGGGGCGCCGCCGGUAAGUAGUGGGGGUGGGGAGUUGGCGACGGGGGAGCCGGAGGAUGUGGAUGCGAGGAGGAGGUAUCUGACGGAUGGGCAGGGGAAGAGCGUUUUGGCGCUCUUGAGCAUGGGGCUAGCGAGUCUAAAGAAGGAUGGUGGGGAAGUGGGGCGGACGGCGGGUAAGGUGCUGUCGUAUCUGUUGGAGAUGGUGGAGGAUAGAGCUGUAGAAUAG